CAGUUACUGGAAAGCUCAUAAAUAUAUCAUAAAUCUUCUACAAUGGCUAAGGCUUGCAGAGUUAAACAAAGAACUAAAAAUCAUAAAAGGAAAAAAAUAUUUAAUGUAAAAAAGAACUUAGUUGUAAAUAAUGUUGAUAUGGAUGUAAAUAUGGAAUCGAAUAUUGUAGAUAUGAAUAUAAAUGUUAUUACAAGUGUUGAAGAUGUAAAUGUAAAUAUGGAGAAACCAGUUGAUCUUAACUUUAUUAAUUCUAAUGAAAUAUGUGCUUCUGCUAGAAAAAUAAAAAAAAUUUCGUCAUCGCAUCCAAAGGUAUCUAGUAAUAUAGUUACUGGAUACCGUUUUAUAGAUUUAGAAAUACUAAAUUCUAUAGUUUCUACCCUUAGAUGUCCAGAAUGUAUGUCAUCUAAGUUGUUUCUCUCUGAAAAUGAAAACAAGAGAAAAGGUCUAGCGUCUUGUCUUUAUGUUAACUGCUGUGUGUGUGAUUAUUCAAGAGAAUUUUACACCUCAACAUUGAAUAUACAAAAAAGUUUUGAUAUUAAUACCAGGGCUGUAUAUGCUAUGAGAUCAUGUGGUCAAGGCUAUUCUGGAUUCUCAAGAUUUGUCUCAUUAAUGGACAUGCCUAAACCAAUGACUGCUUAUAAUUAUAAUAAAAUUGUUAUAAAACUAACUAAUGCAGUAAAAUCUGUAGCUGAAGAUACUAUGAUGGAUGCUGCUCAAGAGUUAAAAGACUUGAAGAGUAAUUUUAUUUUAAAUUCUAUUCCAGACCAUGUGCUCAAUGUUAUUGAUGUUGCAGUAUCAUGUGAUGGCACUUGGCAGCGACGAGGCUAUUCUUCAAACAAUGGUGUUGUUUCUGUUAUUUCGAUGGAAACAGGCAAAGUAAUAGAUGUUGAAGCUAUGAACAAGGUAUGUAAAGCAUGUUUUCAUAAAGAACAUCUAAAGAAAGGAAACCCAUUAGCCUAUGAAAUAUGGCAUGAUAAACAUAAAUGUACUUUUAAUUACCAAGGACUACCUGGUGGAAUGGAGCCAGAGGGAGCCCGCAGAAUAUGGGGUAGAUCUAUCGAAAAACAUAAUCUACGAUAUACUGAUUUCUAUGGCGAUGGUGAUAGCAAAGGUUAUGAUGAUGUAAAAAAUAUUUAUCAAGGUGUUCUUGUAAAUAAACUUGAAUGUGUUGGCCAUGUGCAAAAAAGAGUUGGAACACGUUUACGUAAUUUAAAAAAAAAAGAAAAAGGUCUUGGUGGUCGUGGAAAAUUGACCGAUGCAACUAUCGAUCGUCUCCAAAAUUAUUAUGGCAUUGCAAUUCGCCAAAACAAAAAUAAUUUAAGUGCUAUGAAAUCUGCUAUAAGAGCUACACUUUAUCAUGUUGCUUCAUCAAAAAAUUUACAUUUUCCUCACUGUCCAGAAGGUUCAAAUAGUUGGUGUCGGUAUAAUCGUGACAAUAGAUAUUGGUAA
This is a messenger RNA of Hydra vulgaris (swiftwater hydra), 1449 nucleotides long. The record is from RefSeq and is a predicted model, not a curated record. Lineage: Eukaryota; Metazoa; Cnidaria; Hydrozoa; Anthoathecata; Hydridae.